UUGUUGGUACAAGGUGUGGUAAGAGCUUGUACAGGCUCUCCGAUAUGCGCUGGAUUUGUACUAGGGAGCCACAUUAGGACUCAUUGCCAGGCCCACAGCGGGCGCCAAAGGACGGUUCGUGGGGAUCAAAAUAAGCUCCUAGGACAACGGCUGUUUCGUUGCGCAAUUAGACCUGAGCGGGCUUGCCCCACCAACACUGCUAGCUCCGCGGUGGUUUAUGCUGCAAACCACCGAUUUCCUUCCGUCGCUAUUUGUUCUCACCGCACUCUCAGAUAUGCGACAGACUAGUAUGCGUGAAAAAUGGACAAAUCAUUAUCACUAUUUGCAUUUGUAUCUCAGCGCCUGCGCUAUGUGGAACCACACAUUUACGCCCGCACGGUAGUGGGCAGCUGCAGCCGCGCCGUAAAACAGUCAACAAGGCUGAGCAGCAACAGGCUGGUUUGCUGGCUACCAGAGAGCAAAAACCCCAGCCUCCCACACCCAUGAGCCUAGCUCUGUAAUGGUCUUCUCUCUUUUCUUUCUGUUCCUCGCGCGAAUAUCGCGACAACUACCUCGCAACGAGUGCACGGUGGGAUGGGUAGGCGCCCUCCCAGUCGAGUUUGCAGCGGCACAGGAGAUGCUCGACGAAGAGCACGCCAACCUGCAGCACCAGUCCGGAGACAACGACGAGAACACGUACGCCGUGGGAUCGAUAGGUGGCCAUAACGUCGCCAUCGUGUGCCUGCCAGCCGGUCGCAUUGACAACAACCCAGCUUCGGCGGUGGCGAUGCAGAUGCGGGCAACAUUCAAGGGGAUCCGCUUUCGACUCGGGGACGUGGUUAUCAGCCAGCCGGACAAGACCUUCAGCGGGGUGGUGCAGUACGACUUUGGCAAGACGACACCGAACGAGUUUGGGCGGACGAGGGCACUGAAUGCUCCACCGCAGACGCUGCUCGUCACGGUAGCUAAAACGCAGGCGAACGAGCUGCGUGGCACGAGCAAGUUACGAGAGUAG
Messenger RNA from Periconia digitata, 994 nucleotides. The record is from the annotation of a GenBank genome assembly. NCBI's taxonomy places the organism in Eukaryota, Fungi, Ascomycota, Dothideomycetes, Pleosporales, Periconiaceae.